Messenger RNA from Manis pentadactyla (Chinese pangolin), 8339 nucleotides. Its product is annotated as cadherin-23-like. The record is from RefSeq and is a predicted model, not a curated record. The coding region runs from base 404 to 4717 and encodes 1437 amino acids. Gene Ontology annotation, molecular function: calcium ion binding. Gene Ontology annotation, biological process: homophilic cell-cell adhesion. NCBI's taxonomy places the organism in Eukaryota, Metazoa, Chordata, Mammalia, Pholidota, Manidae. The transcript has 32 exons. Gene Ontology annotation, cellular component: plasma membrane.
UUGAUCGCGGACUUGAGCGGCAGCGGCGGCUGCUCGGGAGAAAGGGGCGCGGGCUGCUGGCGCGCUGCUCGGCGAGAAGAAGCUUCCGACGGCCGCCGGACGCUGAGCCGGGCGGACGGGGCGGCCUGGCCCCGGGCAUGGAGCGCGGGGGCGCAGGGUCUCGGGACGUUUGGGAAGCUCUUCGUCCGAGCCCGCGGCGCGCCUGAAGUUGCAGCCGGCCAGCGGCCAGCAGCGAGCUUACGGCCCAAGGGAACUCCUGAGCGGCCGGCGCGCCGCGGACGAGCCUUCGUGCCGGCGGUGAGACUCGGCGGCGGCCAGCACCCAGGCAGGCGGCCCGUGGGGGCUGGCCCGGCGGAGAGCAGAGCCCGAGGCGAGGCGCCUCUUUGCGCACGCACACGGAGCCAUGAGGUGCCACAUUGUCACCAGCUGCCACGUGGUCUGGCUUUUUGUGCUGCUCUCUGGAUGCUGGGGCCAGGUGAACCGACUGCCCUUCUUCACCAACCACUUCUUUGACACAUACCUGCUGAUCAGUGAGGACACACCUGUGGGUUCUUCUGUGACCCAGUUGCUGGCUCGAGACAUGGACAAUGAUCCCCUUGUGUUCGGUGUGUCUGGGGAGGAGGCCUCCCGCUUCUUUGCUGUGGAGCCUGACACAGGCGUGGUGUGGCUCCGGCAGCCUCUGGACAGAGAGACCAAGUCGGAGUUCACAGUGGAGUUCUCCGUCAGUGAUCACCAGGGGGUGAUCACCCGGAAGGUGAACAUCCAGGUCGGGGACGUGAAUGACAACGCACCCACAUUUCACAAUCAGCCCUACAGUGUCCGCAUCCCUGAGAACACACCGGUGGGGACACCCAUCUUCAUCGUGAAUGCCACGGACCCCGAUCUGGGUGCAGGUGGCAGUGUCCUCUACUCCUUCCAGCCCCCUUCUCAGUUCUUCGCCAUCGACAGUGCACGAGGCAUUGUCACCGUGAUCCAGGAGCUGGACUACGAGACCACGCAGGCCUAUCAGCUCACGGUCAACGCCACGGAUCAAGAUAAGACCAGGCCUCUGUCCACCUUGGCCAACUUGGCCAUCAUCAUCACAGAUGUCCAGGACAUGGACCCCAUCUUCAUCAAUCUGCCUUACAGCACCAACAUCUAUGAGCAUUCUCCUCCGGGCACAACGGUGCGCAUUGUCACUGCCAUUGACCAGGACAAAGGACGCCCCCGGGGCAUUGGCUACACCAUCGUUUCAGGGAAUACCAACAGCAUCUUUGCCCUGGACUAUAUCAGCGGAGCUCUGACCUUGAAUGGCCUACUGGACCGGGAGAACCCCCUGUACAGCCAUGGCUUCAUCCUGACAGUAAAGGGCACAGAGCUGAAUGAUGACCGCACCCCAUCUGAUGCCACAGUCACCACGACCUUCAACAUCCUGGUUAUUGACAUCAAUGACAAUGCCCCGGAAUUCAACAGCUCUGACUACAGUGUGGCCAUCACUGAGCUGGCACAGGUCGGCUUUGCCCUCCCCCUCUUCAUCCAGGUGGUGGACAAGGAUGAGGGCCUGAACAGCAUGUUCGAGGUGUACCUGGUGGGGAACAACUCCCACCACUUCAUCAUCUCCCCUACCUCAGUCCAAGGGAAGGCGGACAUUCGCAUCCGGGUGGCCAUCCCCCUGGACUAUGAGACUGUGGACCGCUACGACUUCGAUCUCUUUGCCAAUGAGAGUGUGCCUGACCACGUGGGCUAUGCCAAGGUGAAGAUCACCCUCAUCAACGAGAAUGACAACCGGCCCAUCUUCAGCCAGCCACUGUACAAUAUCAGCUUAUAUGAGAAUGUCACCGUGGGGACCUCUGUGCUAACCGUCCUGGCAACAGACAAUGAUGUGGGCACCUUUGGGGAAGUCAGCUACUUCUUCAGCGAUGACCCUGACCGGUUCUCCCUGGACAAGGACACGGGACUUAUCCUGCUGAUUGCCCGACUGGACUACGAGCUCAUCCAACGCUUCACCUUGACAGUCAUUGCCAGGGAUGGGGGCGGGGAGGAGACCACAGGCCGGGUCAGGGUCAACGUGUUGGAUGUAAAUGACAACAUGCCCACCUUCCAGAAGGACGCCUACGUGGGUGCCCUGAGAGAGAAUGAGCCCUCUGUCACACAGCUGGUGCGGCUCCGGGCGACAGAUGAAGACUCCCCCCCCAACAACCAGAUCGCGUACAGCAUCAUCAGCGCUUCGGCCUUUGGCAGCUACUUUGACAUCAGCGUGUAUGAGGGCUAUGGGGUGAUCAGUGUGAGCCGUCCCCUGGAUUAUGAACAGAUACCCAAUGGGCUGAUUUAUCUGAUUGUCAUGGCCAAGGAUGCUGGCAACCCCCCUCUGAACAGCACUGUUCCUGUCACCAUCGAGGUGUUUGAUGAGAAUGACAACCCUCCCACCUUCAGCAAGCCUGCCUACUUCGUGUCCGUGGUAGAGAACAUCAUGGCAGGCGCCACAGUGCUGUUCGUGAAUGCCACAGACCUGGACCGCUCCCGGGAGUAUGGCCAGGAGUCUAUCAUAUACUCCUUGGAGGGCUCUUCCCAGUUUCGGAUCAACGCCCGCUCAGGUGAAAUUACCACCACGUCCUUGCUUGACCGUGAGACCAAGUCUGAAUACAUCCUCAUUGUGCGCGCUGUGGAUGGGGGCGUGGGCCACAACCAGAAAACCGGCAUCGCCACCGUGAACAUCACCCUCCUGGACAUCAACGACAACCACCCCACCUGGAAGGACGCUCCCUACUACAUCAACCUGGUGGAGAUGACCCCUCCAGACUCUGACGUGACCACAGUGGUGGCUGUGGACCCAGACCUGGGGGAGAACGGCACCCUGCUGUACAGCAUCCAGCCUCCCAACAAGUUCUACAGCCUGAACAUCACCACAGGCAAGAUCCGCACCACCCACGUCAUGCUGGACCGGGAGAACCCUGACCCCCUUGAGGCGGAGCUGAUGCGCAAGAUCAUCGUCUCCGUCACCGACUGUGGCAGGCCCCCUCUGAGAGCCACCAGCAGUGCCACGGUGUUUGUGAACCUCCUGGACCUCAACGACAAUGACCCCACCUUUCAGAACCUGCCUUUCGUGGCCGAGGUGCUUGAGGGCAUCCCUGCAGGGGUCUCUGUCUACCAGGUGGUGGCUAUCGACCUGGACGAAGGUCUGAAUGGGCUAGUGGCCUACCGCGUGCAGGUGGGCAUUCCCCGCGUGGACUUCCUCAUCAACAGCAGCAGUGGGGUGGUGGUCACCACUGCCGAGCUGGACCGCGAGCGCAUUGCCGAGUACCGGCUGCGGGUGGUGGCCAUUGACGCGGGCACACCUACCAAGAGCUCCACCAGCACACUCACCAUCCGAGUGCUGGAUGUGAACGACGAAACACCCACCUUCUUCCCGUCUGUGUACAACGUCUCUGUGUCUGAGGAUGUGCCACGGGACUUCCGGGUGGUCUGGCUCAACUGCACCGACAACGACGUGGGCCUCAACGCCGAGCUCAGCUACUUUAUCACAGGUGGAAAUGUGGAUGGGAAGUUCAGCGUUGGCUACCGUGAUGCAGUCAUGAGGACGGUGGUGAGCCUGGACCGGGAGACCACGGCUGCCUACACGCUCGUCCUGGAGGCCAUCGACAACGGCCCAGUAGGCAAGCGGCGCACAGGCACAGCCACCGUAUUCAUCACCGUCCUGGAUGUGAACGACAACCGGCCCAUCUUUCUGCAGAGCAGCUACGAAGCCAGUGUCCCCGAGGACAUCGCUGAGGGCCACAGCAUUGUGCAGCUAAAAGCCUCCGAUGCGGAUGAGGGCGAGUUUGGGCGUGUGUGGUACCGCAUCCUGCGUGGUAACCACGGCAACAACUUCCGGAUCCAUGUCAGCAGCGGACUCCUGAUGCGAGGGCCCCGGGCCCUGGACCGGGAGUGGAACUCAUCCCACAUGCUGAUAGUGGAGGCCUACAACCAUGACCUGGGCCCCAUGCGGAGCUCUGUGAGGGUGAUAGUGUACGUGGAGGAUGUCAACGACGAGGCCCCCGUGUUCGUGCAGCAGCAAUACAGUCGCCUGGGACUUCGCGAGACUGCAGGCAUCGGCACCUCAGUCAUUGUCGUCCGAGCCACCGACCGGGACACUGGGGAUGGCGGCCUGGUGAACUACCGCAUCCUGUCAGGCGCAGAAGGGAAGUUCGAGAUCGAUGAGGGCACGGGGCUCAUCAUCACCGUAGAUUACCUGGAUUAUGAGACCAAGACCAGCUACCUGAUGAAUGUGUCUGCCACUGACCAGGCACCCCCCUUUAACCAGGGCUUCUGCAGCAUCUACAUCACUCUGCUCAACGAGCUGGAUGAGACUGUGCAGUUCUCCAAUGCCUCCUAUGAGGCUGCCAUCUUGGAGAACUUGGCCCUGGGCACUGAGAUUGUGCGGGUCCAGGCCUACUCCAUCGACAACCUCAAUCAGAUCACCUACCACUUUGACGCCUACACCAGUGCCCAGGCCAAAGCCCUCUUCAAGAUAGAUGCCAUCACAGGUGUGAUCACAGUUAAGGGCCUGGUGGACCGGGAGAAAGGCGACUUCUACACCUUGACAGUGGUGGCAGACGACGGUGGCCCCAAGGUGGACUCCACCGUGGUGAGUGGGCCCCCAGCUGAGAGCCUGUCAGCACCCCAAGGCACCUGCAAACCCACACCUUCAGCAGGAAUCCAGAUGCGGGCCGGGCAGUGGGUGAGGGUUUCAACAGCCUAGGGGUGGCAUUGUGGCCAGCUGUGCAGCGCCCUCCUGGGCAGCCUGGGCCAAGGAUGAGACCUUAGACUGCAUGAGGAAGGGUGUCCUCCACACACCAUUGCUUGGAGUGAGGCUGGCUACGCUGUGCACUGCUAACCACCUAUAUCCUUGCCUUUUCUCUCUCUCGGCCUCCUCCUGCCGGCUCUGCUACAGAAGGUAAGUAGCCUGGGGCACGCCCCUGUGUUGUCAGCUGUGGUAGGUGCUGGCUUGGCCCAUGCUGGCACUGGACCUGCCUGCCUGCCCUACAGACAGGGCAGCAGAUUCCUGCUCAGACACUUCACAACCACCCCAGUCCUUUUGUUCUCACACCUAAGUCCAGGCCCCUCUGGGGCACAUUCCCCAUAUCUAGCUGUGUCGUGCCAAGCCCCAUGGGGUGCUGGGACUGGGGAGGGUGGUGGGGUGCAGUAACAAGGAGUAGAUGGAGCACACAGAGGAAGAAACCCAGAGGCCUCGUCUCAAUUCUGUUCUUCACUGACUGUGUGACACAGGCAACUUGCUCAACCUCUCUGUGCUUCCCUUCUUUGGGUAUAACAUGAGGAUCAUGUCAGCAGCCCUGCCUUCCUUAGUGCCACAGGAGUGGCAUUUGUAAAGGGGAGCUCACCCUCUCUUGGGGUUGGGGGAAGGAGCAUGUAAUAUUACAGCUCAUGUGAAGUGGGGUGCACAGUGCCAGGGCCCAGGAAAUGCCGGGCAAGGGCAGCCGUGGGCACGGUGUGAAGUCAGGGCAGGGAGCACUUUGAGGAGGGCGGCCACUGAGGCCAGAGGUGUUGGGCACAGUUCCUAGGAGAGUGGGAGGGGCAGGCAGGGGAGCUCAGGCUGGGGGUCGAUACGGGUCGGGCCCCAGGCAAGGGGUGCACUGAAGUGGCAUUCUGCAAUGGUGACCAGAGCAUUCGACGAUCGGCAGGGCUUGGGCCCCGGCCAGUCAGGUCCGAGACCAUCUGUAGGCCACACGGGGCAUCCACCGCCCCAGCAGCCUGGGCUACGGCCACAUUUUCAUGCCCCACUGAGUCCCUUUCACAUAAGCCUAAAGGAAUGGAAGCAAGCCAGUGCCCAGGCUAAGAGCCAAACGCAGCUGCAUGGAGUCCUCUGUGUACCCCAUGGCUCCCAGGAGGCACCCAGGUCCAGUGGCUCUUGUGGCUUGGCUGUACCCCAAAGCCCCUCCAUCCACAGGGCCAGCUUGCAGGUGAGGGAGGCUACCGGCAGGAGGGAGCCCACUGCCCCCCAGGGGCCCAGAGGGCAGCCAGUGAGCAGCGCCCUUGGCGGGAGGCAGGGCAGGUAUCCUGUGGCCUUCCCAGCCGGAGGAGCUGAGACCCAGAGAGGCUAAGUGGGGCCCUCCCACCGCACCUCGGCGGUCUCAUCUGUGAAGGGUGCCUGUUGCCCCUCACCCCCUCCUCGUCACGAGGGGUCUGGGAGCUGUGGCCAGGAUGCUCCCUACAAAACUGCUGAAGUUCCUCCAUGAACUAGGCAGCCCACUUCCUCCGGGUGGGCUGGUGGGGGCAUUCCAGAACACACACUCCUGCAUGGGCCCGUGUGUUUCCAUGGUCCCUUCACCCUCUUGCAGGAAGAAUGACCCACCCCACUUUGCUGUGCCCUGGCUUCCUCUCAGAGGCUGUCAGGGCUCCUGCCCCAGAUACACCAGCCCCGUUAGCUCAGAACAUUGUUGAAGGUGCGAGGGUGGAGGCAGGCUGAGGGGCCUUUUAAAGGUGGCACCAUUUCCUUGGUGAGGCCGGAACCCCCAAACCACAGUUUACCUACACCUGACUCCUCCCUAACCCCAACAGCCCCCAUAGGCCCUGGGAGGGGCGGGGAGGCAGCAGGAAGGGGCAGGCAGCGUGGAAGGGGGCUGACUCCACUGUAAGAGUUCUUGAGUAACACUCUCAGGCCUUCGGGGGAUGAGAGGGGAGGGUUGGACCACAGAAGCCUGGGUGGGGACACAGACCCUUAUCUAAUUCCUGUAGACCUCGGCACCUGCUCUCCCUGCUGACCCACUGAGGCUGUUUCCCCACUGCUGGGAGCAUCUCAUAAACAUGAUCAUCCUCAGAGGAGUAGUCUUAGAGGAACCAUCUACUAUGUGCCAGGCUCUGGGCUGGGCUCAAGGCACAACAGGAAACCAAAAAGAUGCAGCCUCUGUCUUCACGAGCAUAGAUACAGUAGGGGAGGAUAUGGUCAAAUCCUCACCCCAGUAACAGUAUGCUACAAGAGAGAGCCUGUAGCUUCCCUGAGGAAGUGACUCAAACUGAAACCCACAGAAAGUAUAGGACCCUACAGAGCCAAGAGGGAAGAGUGUUUCAGGCAGAGGGAACAGCAUGGGCAAGGGCUCUGUGGUGAGAGGAAGCACAGGGAGAACAAACAAGUUCUUGACCCAAGUGAGAGUUUGGGCAGGAUCAGAGCAGAGGGGCAUGUUUGUUUUCGCCCUGAAAAUGGUGUGGUAGGCAUCAUUAUGCCCAUUUCCCAGGUGUACAGACUGGCACUCCAGGACUUCACAGAACUCCCUGACCAAAUUCAUGAUGGAUGGGCAGUCUCAGCAAAUGAGAUCAUGCCUGUCCGCUAGGCAGGGGCACAGGCCAGGGGACACCAUGCACCACCACUUAGUUUUUUGUUUGCUCAUUUACCCCCAGCUUGCCCAUGCUAUAGGUGUGCUUGUUCCUACUUUCAGCUGAGCAGAUGGAAAAUCAGAGAGGUCAAAUAACUUUUUCUAAAACCAUACAGCUAGUAAGUGGUAGGGUUGGUCCCACUGAAAGCCUGAGCUUUUUGCCCUGUGAUUUUGGCAGCUGCCUAAAGAUAGGGAACAUGGCUGGGACCAAGAAGAAGGGAAAUGUGAUUAAGAGGGAGGAUGAAAUGCAUCUCUUCUGCAGUGUGGUGAAGUUCUGAAGGCUUCCUGCGGAGCCUGUGUACACCAGGAGGCAGAAGGCAGGCCUGGGGAAGGAGAGGAUGGGGUCUGGCCGGGGAUUCCUAAAACCUGAGCUGCCUCCUGUUUUCCUCAACCCCCUCUGUGAACUUCAGAGGCACCUGUGGUUCCAGCCUCAUGGCCUGUGCCCUUCUGUGGGCUGGAGGCUGCAGACAUAAAACAAUAUGUUCUUCGCAUGCAAUUUGCAUGUUCCCAGUUUUUAUCUGAUAGUUGGAAAUUCCUCCUCAUCUGCCCUGUCCUCACUGGGCCUACCAAGCCAUCCCGUGGCCCCCUCCUGCUCCUGAGUCCUGUUUCCUUCUCUCUAAUACAGAGGUGCAAAUGAAGAAGCCUUCAGGCAGAUCGGGCUGCCAGAUGUGUUUAAGCUGGCCUGCACAUAUUUCUUUCCUUUAAUUUUUAUUUACUAGUUCCAUGUAAAAAUUUAGUUCCUAGUUCAUUGAAAAAUAGGGAGCUCUGACAAUGCCAAGCUGGCAUUCCCUCAUGGGUUUUUUUGCUGAGUAGCCUCCAUCCCCUUCAGCCAGGGCCCAUGCCUUCCAUCUCUCCCUGUGCUGCCACCUCCGAGGCCCCCCACACCCUUUCCCUCACUGUCCUGACCCCCAGCAUUUGAGGGUGCGUGGCCCUUCCCCACUGUACUGCUGGGAGAAGUGUGCACAGGCCUCCAUGUAAAGUGAGGAUUGGCAU